UUGACAUCACUAAUAGUAGAAGUAAGCAAUAUGUUGUGUUUAUUUUUUUCUGGAAAAGAAAGCGAACCGGGCAAUGGAAUGGAAACCAAGGGAACCACGGAUCCUUCGAUCAAACUUUUUACAAAACAAAACAUCCUUAGUUCGGAGAAUUGCCUGCUAAACUCACGCACAAAACAUUUAUUAUUUAGUUCUUGAUUAGCCAAAUAUAUUUUGAACCAUGGACGAUAAUGAGGAUGAUCUGGAGGAACACCAGGAGCAGGAGCUCAGCGAUGGUAGUAUUGAAGAGGAGGAAGAAGUGGAACCCGAUAUGGGCCCGGUGGCUAGCUGGGAGUCCUUUAACGACCGCAUCGAUGGAAUGAUUUUCAACGAGCACUGCGACAAGUCGGUAAAAAAAUUAGACGAACGUCGGCUUGCCAUUCUAAACCGAGUGCGUCAGCAAUUUCGCGAAGCGCCGAAAGGGGUCGCCGAGCGCUGUCAGGCCCAGAAAUCUCCCAUUGACCAGCAGCUGGAAUUGUCCAGUGAUCGCCUAAAUGAACUGGUCCGUUUCGGCAACGAAUUGGUGACCAAUGUCCGUGUGGCUAAUGAACGAAGGGAACUAAAUCGCCGUUUAUUCGAGGCCACACAGAAGAACCAGGUGCAGGUGAAGCUACAACGCGAAAGCGUGGAGACUAUGGCCCGAUUUGAAAACAUCAAGGCUCGCUGGACGGAACUGGAGGAGACCAAUGAGCCAAUGCUUCUCUGGGAUCAAAUCGAAGAGCAAAAAAAACGCAUUGCCGAGAUUAUGGCUCGCAAAGAUGAGAUGAUAGCCGCUUGCCAGCAAGAGGUGGACCGUAUGAAUGCCAAGUACGAGUUCGACCGUGAGCGGCAGGCCCAGGAUCUGUGCUGCUUGGUGGAACGCGUCGAUCACCAAGUGGAGACUCUAAAGGAGGCCUACAAGGAACACCUUCAAAUGCUGCGCAACACCAUCGAGGAGGAGCGCCAAAUCUUCGCUGUCGGUGCGGUGGAAAAGUGGCGCACCUUUUUCGAUGCCAUGAACGCUAAUUUUGAUGAGAAGGCCAGUUUGGUAAGGGCAAGGGAGCAGUUUUAUGCCCGACAGACGCAGCAAAUCAACGAGUCCCAGGAAGAGCUGACUAAGAGCACUCGGAUUCGGCUGGAGAAGGAAUGCGAACGGCUGGAGCUUGAGCUCCGUCGUACACGCGACAAUGUACUGAUGAACUCCGAGAAACUGGACUACAACUAUCAGGUUCUCCAGAAGCGAAACGAGGAGAACGUGAUCAUUAAUAACCAGCAGAAGCGACGGGUAGCUCGCUUGCACGAAGCCAUUGGACGCACUCGACGUGGUCUUAAGAAUCUCUACAACACCGGCAAGCGGAACAUAGCACGUCUCUCCUCGGACAUUUACAAGCUGCAUGCUAACAUCAAUGACAUGGAAUCGAAAGCCCAUCAGGCGAGGCUGAACAAUCGCGAGAAGUUCGAUCGCAUCUGGGAGAUUAAUUACAAAGAGCUGAACCUUCUGGUGGAUCGGGUGUACCACAUUGAUCGCAUUAUACACGAGCAACAGCUGGCAAUGCCGUGGUCCAGUCCAGUGCCACCUAUUCCGAACAUUAACAAGGCCAAAAAGAAGCGGAAUAACAUUUUGGAGAAGUUCGACAUGCGAAUUGGGCGAGUUCCUAAAAACCGGGUGGUUCCCAAAUCGGCCGUUAAGCAUCGUCCGGAUAUCAAGGAGCUGCCGCCAGAGUCGUUGCGUCUGAUGCGCAAUCUCAUCCGUAAGCUUUCUGAUCGCGGCGGUUUUCUCAUCGAGGAAAGACUGUUGAAGAUCCUUGAGCCGUAUUCCGAGGAAGACAAAUGCUUAGUGCGGAUUGACAAUAUCUUUGCGGCGCUACGAAUUCGUCAUCUGCGGGAUGUGAAGGAGCUGACAAAGGUAUUUAUGCCGUACACAUACUGCCCGAAUUGUCAGCCACAGGGAUUGAGCCCACGCAAGUGUGCCGAGGUGUUUAUGAAGGAUCAGAAGCCGAAUCGUCUGCAAGCCUCAACAGGGCAACAGGAAUACCCGGAUCGUCGGGAUACUGGGGAUAGGUUCAUGAACAAGGGUGAAGACGCGGCGAAAAGGUGUCACAAUCAUUACCUGGUCAUGGAACCAGCUCUCUGCUUGCACGCCAUGAAUCUAUUCACCUCCAAGAUGCACAAACAAAUGUACGAGCAUGAACCAGGCAGCGUACUCAAUGCUGUCAAUCUCAUUCAAAUUACGGAUGCUGAAAUCCGUGACUUCUGGCGCCAGUUUUCGGCCUGCUUCCCAGCCUCAAAGUGCAAGCUAUGGAAGACACUGGAACAUGGACUAAAUCAUUAUGUAGAAGUUCUUAAGAUGCGCGUGCAGUACGAUGCGGAGGUCGUCUUUCUGAGGCGUCAAAACGAGGAAUUGCGCCACUUGCUACAGAAAUUUACCGUCUAGGUCAAACUUUAACAUAAUUAUAGUCUCAGCUGCAUAACAAACCCCACUAAAAAUCCCAAACAAUUAUUGUUCAAUUUCAUCUAAACCUGAUAAAUUAUAAUUGUACCUAGUCUUGCUCUUUGACAUUGCCAUUAAAUCAAUCUAAAGACGUGGGCUAUCGGGUGCCUUCUUAAAAGAAUUUAGAUAAAGAUAUAAAAGUCUUUCAAUGAAAUUAAAAGAAAACAUUUGUGCUAUAUAUGUAGUUAAAAUAUACAUUUGUAUUUACCCCCGGCACAAGUCAUGACUACGUCCAUAUCGUAUUUUGUCUCUCUCUAAACUAUGACUAGCUUGCUGAUGACCGGUAAUAUCACAGUGCACAGCCUGUAAAGCUUAUUUUAUUUGCAUAUUUCCAUGGGCUGAAUACCAAGGGUAUUUCCUUUAAAUUUUUCAUAAAUCACCAAAGUGUUAACAAUUUUAUGACUACAGAAUUUAUAAAUAAAAAGAAAUAAUAUCUAUUGCCCAUAAACUUAUGCGAUCCCUUCCGAAAACGGUUUACAACGCCGUCUAUGUACAU
Molecule: messenger RNA, 3002 nt
Organism: Drosophila eugracilis
Lineage: Eukaryota; Metazoa; Arthropoda; Insecta; Diptera; Drosophilidae
Product: dynein regulatory complex protein 1 homolog
Exons: 1
Coding region: 218-2449 (743 amino acids)
Biological process (GO): cilium-dependent cell motility; axonemal dynein complex assembly; regulation of cilium movement
Cellular component (GO): axoneme; axonemal dynein complex
Source: RefSeq, a predicted model, not a curated record